AUGGACCCCAGCAGCAACCUCAAGGCCGGCCACGCACCCGCGGUGUUUGCCGGCGGGCGGCGCAAGUCGCAGUCGAGCUACGUGCCGACGUUCAAGAAGCCGUCGGAGGAGAAGACGGCCAAGGAUGCGCGCGACGACGAGGGCGGCCAGGAGCUGAUCCGGCAGCAGGAGUUCGAGGACAAGCUGUUCCUGCAGCAGCAGGUGGUGGAGCAGCAGCAGCAGCAGCAGCGCAAUGAGCAGCGCAACCACCAGUUCCACAACCGCGCGCCCAACAUGACCGAGACCAGGCGGAUUCGCCAGCCGGCGCGCUUCAACUCGGGCCUGCCCAAGGAGACCGUGCAGGUGAUGCGCGAUAUGAAGUCGAGCUCGUAA
This is a messenger RNA of Linderina pennispora, 372 nucleotides long. RefSeq lists its product as uncharacterized. The transcript has a single exon. Lineage: Eukaryota; Fungi; Kickxellomycota; Kickxellomycetes; Kickxellales; Kickxellaceae. The record is from RefSeq and is a predicted model, not a curated record. The coding region runs from base 1 to 372 and encodes 123 amino acids.